GCCUUACGCGCCGGGAUGGCGGAGCUGCGGCCUAGCGGCGCCCCCGGCCCCACCGCGCCCCCAGCCCCUGGCCCUGCUGCUCCGCCGGCCUUCGCUUCGCUCUUCCCCCCGGGACUGCACGCCAUCUACGGAGAGUGCCGCCGUCUUUACCCUGACCAGCCGAAUCCGCUCCAGGUUACAGCUAUCGUGAAGUACUGGUUGGGUGGCCCAGAUCCCUUGGACUAUGUUAGCAUGUACAGGAAUGUGGGGAGCCCAUCUGCCAACAUCCCCGAGCACUGGCACUACAUCAGCUUCGGCCUAAGCGAUCUCUAUGGUGACAACAGAGUUCAUGAAUUUACAGGAACAGAUGGACCUAGUGGAUUUGGCUUUGAGUUGACAUUUCGUCUGAAGAGAGAAACAGGGGAGUCUGCUCCCCCAACAUGGCCUGCAGAGUUAAUGCAGGGCUUGGCCAGAUACGUGUUCCAGUCAGAGAACACCUUCUGCAGUGGGGACCAUGUGUCUUGGCACAGCCCUUUGGAUAACAGUGAGUCAAGAAUUCAGCACAUGCUGCUAACAGAGGACCCGCAGAUGCAGCCCGUGCAGACACCCUUUGGGGUAGUUACCUUCCUCCAGAUUGUUGGUGUCUGCACUGAGGAGCUCCAUGCAGCCCAGCAGUGGAAUGGGCAGGGCAUCCUGGAGCUGCUGCGAACAGUGCCCAUCGCUGGCGGCCCUUGGCUGAUAACUGACAUGCGGAGGGGAGAGACCAUAUUUGAGAUCGAUCCACACCUGCAACAGGAGAGAGUUGACAAAGGCAUCGAGACGGACGGCUCUAAUCUAAGUGGUGUCAGUGCCAAGUGUGCCUGGGAUGACCUGAGCCGGCCCCCUGAGGAUGACGAAGACAGCCGGAGCAUCUGCAUAGGCACUCAGCACCGGCGGCUCUCUGGCAAAGACACGGAACAGAUCCGGGAGACCCUGAGGAGAGGACUUGAGAUCAACAGCAAACCCGUCCUUCCACCAAUCAACCCGCAGCGGCAGAAUGGCCUCACCCACGACCGAGCCCCGAGCCGAAAAGACAGCCUGGAAAGCGACAGCUCCACGGCCAUUAUUCCCCAUGAGCUGAUCCGCACAAGGCAACUCGAGAGCGUACAUCUGAAAUUCAACCAAGAGUCAGGAGCCCUCAUUCCUCUCUGCCUAAGGGGCAGGCUCCUGCAUGGACGGCACUUUACAUAUAAAAGUAUCACAGGUGACAUGGCCAUCACAUUCGUCUCCACGGGAGUGGAAGGCGCCUUUGCCACUGAGGAGCACCCUUACGCAGCUCAUGGACCCUGGUUACAAAUUCUGUUGACUGAAGAGUUUGUAGAGAAAAUGUUGGAGGACUUAGAAGAUUUGACUUCUCCAGAGGAAUUCAAACUUCCCAAAGAGUACAGCUGGCCCGAAAAGAAGCUGAAAGUCUCCAUCCUACCUGAUGUGGUGUUCGACAGUCCACUGCACUAGCCUGGGCUGGGCCCUGCAGGGGCCAGAAGAGAGCCCAGCUGCUCCCCAGUGACUUCCGUUGUAACAGCUGUGUAAGAGAGUCCCACCAAUAAAAGGACAAACGUGAGGAUGACUGAGCAGUCACGCACCUACAGCCCCAUGGGAUGCUGGGCAUGGGCAGCUGACCUCCACCUCACCUGCAGUGCCAAGCCCACAUGACUAGGCCCUGAUCCCACUGGACACUGAGUGGGCAAAUGCAAACCUUCCUUUCCUGCUGCCGCCACAAGUUCUGGUUUGAGAAGUGACUCUAGACCUUUGCUGUGCCCCUGGGUCUCAGGCCUCCCUCUCACCUACCCCUGCCUUACAGCCAGCAGGAAGGAGGUGGAGUGGCCCUGUGGGUUCACUGCCCAGCUCAAUUCUGGGAAGCCUUUGGUAGUCAAGCUCUUCUUGCCACAGAACAAUUCCUCUGAUUGUGUUUUAUUUUCUUCCUCUAUUUUAUUUUGUAGAAACUGAUGGUAUUUUAUUGCUCUUCAAAGAUGUCCAGAAGCUGUGUAUAUAAUGUUUUUUAAACAGAACUUUAUUCCCAGAUGAACUUUUGCAUUCUCUCAGACAAGGGCCUGGGGCCGUCUCCCCCUGAACUGCCGCCAGAGGAGGUGCCGGUGCUCCGUGUUCGCCCGCCAACCCAGGGCCCAGAGGAGCCAGCUUCAGAAAGAGGCUUUCCUUCCCAGAUGGGCCGGGUGGAGCCUGGGGCAGGGGAGAGCGAGACACUCCCCCAUGAAGCCUUGAGCCCAAUUUAGCUGGGGCCAAGAAGGGAUGCUGCUGGUUCCCAAGUGGACUGGGCCCCACAAAGUUCAAGGACCAUCAGGGUCUCAGAGACUGUGGCCUCAGCCUCAUCUUCCAGGCCUUUUCCACACAACCAGGCUUGCCUAGAAGAAGGUGAGGCCCAGCACCUCGCUGAUCAUUCCCACCUGCCACUCAGGGCCUGGGUGUCCAGCUCUUUGACCACUCCUGUCCCAUUUUCUCAUCCCCUGGGCCUCCCAGCCUCUAGGCUACAGAACUCUGGCUUAUUAAAAAUGGAAAAAUUAAGCCUCAAACAUGUCUUUCACUUUGAUUUUGCAAACACUGCACUCUCCUGCCCUCCUAUCCUCCCUGCGUCCACUCAUUUCUCAUCUUUCAUUUCCCAUUCCUGUCCUGCAUGUGGGCCUCUUGUGGUCUUUGGUCCCUUGCUCCAGUGCUGCAGUUCUCAUGGUCUUCCUCCCAGAAGCCAGCCUAUCUCUGGCCUAUGGUUUGGGGGUUCCUCUUGGGUUAUCUCCCACUUCUACCCUGCAAUCAACAAGCCCCUUUCAUGCCCUCUUACCCCCGACUCUAGGGACUGCUAUUUCAAGAUCACCCUUCAGGCCUGUGCAAAGCCAAGCCAUUUUGUCUACUAGAGACCAUGCUCUGCUCCUACCUACAGCACCAUACACACAGGCAUCACCACCACCAGAAGUGCCACAGGAGACCCAUGGGUACAGGACCCCUCUGAUGAGAGAUCCAGGCAAAGCUGCCUCCAGGGGCCAUGAAGGCAGUGACUGGGCUCUCCAGGGAGCAGCAGCUGGACUUCGAAGGGGCCUGGCCCUUUCUCUGCACACACCCUCAGGUCUAGUUGGUUAACUCCAUCAAACUCGGAGCUUCAAGGCAGAUCAGCCUGGAAUACUGGGAGAGAUGGACUCUAGGCUCCCAUUAGCCAAGAUGGAACCCUCUGGACCUGAUGUUGGCAGCAGCUGUGCCUUCUCUGAGAACUUGAAAAGGACAUUUUCUGGCCUUUGCCCACCACAGCAUCCCUCCCUGCCUUUGAAGCUCUUGUCUUCUGACAUUUCAUGGUCAGAGAGGUGCCAUCACCUUUCUUCUGUUCCUUGCCACCCUGCCUCUCCACCAAGUUCUCUUUCUGGGACCCUGCCUCCACCUGCCUGGCUUGGCAGUGGGGAGGAAGGUAUUUUUUAAGCUUUGUCAUCAAUAUGGGAGGCAGGAGGGAAGUAGGUGAGCUCUGAGAUGAUGAGCCUGUGAAGCCUAUAGCCCCUUCCUGCCCCACCAUGUCAGGAACCUCCAGGGUCAUGCUGGGGCAAGGCCUUCGUUUCCUUUCCCUAUGGCGCAUUGGCUCUGGGGAAGUGGCAGGGCACCCGCUGUCUCACCAAAACUUUCUCGUGCAGUGAUGCCUUCCCAGAGGUUUUUGUGGAAGGAGCUCUCCACUGAGCUGGCUGGUGAGAGGGGACCUCACUGGGGAAUAAGCAAGGCUGACCAUGUACUGUGCUUAGCACAGCACCUGAACCAUGGUGGGUGCUUGCUAAAUAAAUCCCUUCUUUCCCUCCCUGCACCCCUUUGGGAGCCCUGAUCUCAUAGCGAGUGGGGAGGUAAGCUUCCCUCCCUCAUAUGCCUCUUCCACAGGCUUCCUUGAAGUUUGCCUGGUCCUACCCGACCCUCCAGGUCCCUGGUGCUAGGAAGGGGCUCCCAUGCUACAUGAGGCAGACUCCUGUGGCUCCUCGCAUCCAGUAGGUGGCAAGAGGACCACAGACCCAGCUGCCAUUCGGAGGGAAUGGGGAGGCUCAUGUAAGGUCUCAGGUCUGGCUGGGGAGCUGGUACUUUUUCCUGCCCUUCUCUUCCCC
This is a messenger RNA of Molossus molossus (Pallas's mastiff bat), 4094 nucleotides long. It is a transcript of the gene SUFU, whose product is annotated as SUFU negative regulator of hedgehog signaling. The coding region runs from base 16 to 1473 and encodes 485 amino acids. Gene Ontology annotation, molecular function: transcription factor binding. Lineage: Eukaryota; Metazoa; Chordata; Mammalia; Chiroptera; Molossidae. The transcript is spliced from 12 exons. The record is from RefSeq and is a predicted model, not a curated record. Gene Ontology annotation, cellular component: nucleus; cytoplasm.